UACCUGGCCAUCACCUCGCCUUUCCGCUACCAGAGCCUCAUGACCAAGGGUCGGGCCAAGGGCAUCAUCUGCACCGUCUGGGCCAUCUCCGCCCUGGUCUCCUUCUUGCCCAUCAUGAUGCAUUGGUGGCGGGACGAGGACCCCCAGGCGCUGGAGUGCUACCAGGACCCGGGCUGCUGCGACUUUGUCACCAACAGGGCUUAUGCCAUCGCCUCGUCCAUCAUUUCUUUCUACAUCCCCCUUCUCAUCAUGAUCUUUGUGUACCUCCGGGUGUACAGAGAGGCCAAGGAGCAGAUUAGGAAGAUCGAUAGGUGCGAGGGCCGGUUCUACGGCAGCCACGAGCAGCCACAGCCGGCCCCGCCCCCUCACCCUCACCACCAGGCCAUCCCCAGCAAGCGGAAACCCUCCCGCAUCAUGGCCAUGAAGGAGCAGAAAGCCCUCAAGACUUUGGGCAUCAUCAUGGGGGUGUUCACUCUCUGCUGGCUCCCUUUCUUCCUGGUGAACAUCGUCAACGUCUUCAACAGGGACCUGGUGCCGGACUGGCUCUUCGUUUUCUUCAACUGGCUGGGCUACGCCAACUCCGCUUUCAACCCUAUCAUCUACUGCCGCAGCCCCGACUUUCGUAAG
Messenger RNA from Cariama cristata (Red-legged seriema), 627 nucleotides. Its product is annotated as beta-1 adrenergic receptor-like. Gene Ontology annotation, biological process: norepinephrine-epinephrine-mediated vasodilation involved in regulation of systemic arterial blood pressure; positive regulation of heart rate by epinephrine-norepinephrine; adenylate cyclase-activating adrenergic receptor signaling pathway. Gene Ontology annotation, cellular component: membrane. The record is from RefSeq and is a predicted model, not a curated record. Gene Ontology annotation, molecular function: beta1-adrenergic receptor activity. NCBI's taxonomy places the organism in Eukaryota, Metazoa, Chordata, Aves, Cariamiformes, Cariamidae.